ACCCUGAAGUCGGCGCCGCUGCUCGACUCGUCGGAGCUCCGUGGCCGUCGCCGCUGCUCCCCAUCAUCUUUCCCGCAAUUCCAUUCCUUCUGCUCGAAGAAAACAAUGGAAUCCAUUUGCCGAGUCCAUCACCACCCAAUCCCCCGCCACCUCUCCCUCUUCUCCCGCCCCGCCUUCUCCAAACCCCUCUUCUCCCUUAAACCAUUCUCCCCCAAACCCAGACCCCCUCUCUCCUUCCGCGCAUCCUAUACGUCCGCCAAAACCCCAGAUCACCUCUCUUCUCUCCUCCGGCCCGCUGGCGUCGCCCUCGCCGCCGCCGCCGCCCUCCUCCUCGCCCGCCUCCACGGCCCCGCCCCCGCUGCCGCCGCCUCCCCGCUUCCCGCCGCCGUCCAGCCCGAGACCCUCCCCUCCUCCCCCGCCUCCGCCGACCCCGAAACCCUCGCCGAAGCCGAGGAGGAGCGCACCCUCGAGGAGUACCUCGACUCCCACCCCGACGACGUCCGCUCCCUCCGAGCCCUCAUGGAGCUGAAGGUCAAGUCCCAGAAGCUCCCCGAGGCCAUCGACAUUGUCGACCGCCUCGUCGCCCUCGAGCCUGGGGAGAAGGACCUCCCUCUCCUCAAGGCCCACCUCCAGAGCUACAGCGGCGACGCCGAGACCGCGAAGCAGGGGUUCGAGGAGAUCCUCCAGCAGGAUCCGUUCUGCGUCGAGGCCUAUCAUGGGCUCGUGAUGGUUGCCUCCCAGUCGGAGGAGUCCGACGAGGAGCUGGACGGCAUUCUGAAGAGAGUCGAGGAAGCCAUGGAGAUGUGCAAGAAGGAGAAGAAAAAAGAAGAAUUGAGGGAUUUCGAGCUACUGGUUGCUCAGAUUAGGGUCACUAAAGGGAAGUAUGAAGAGGCUCUCAAGUUAUAUGAAGAAUUGGUGAAGGAGGAGCCCGGGGAUUUCAGGCCUUAUCUGUGCCAGGGGAUUAUAUAUACUCUGUUGAGGAAGAAGGACGCGGCGGAGAAGCAGUUCCAGAAGUACCAAAGGCUCGUUCCGAAGGGUCAUCCUUAUGCACGGUAUUUUGAGGAGAACAUGAUGGCGAUGAAGAUUUUUGGGCAGAUGGAGGAGAACAAAAGAAAAGGAUCUUUCAAGAGUUGAGGGGUUAUUGCUCUUGCUGGAGGAUCUGAAGGUGAAACAUAUUUCCCAUACAACGAGAGUUGAGAGUGAUACGGUGGCCUACCUAUGCAGGCAGAUGAGGACUAUUACUCAAAAUCCAAUGGUUUAUCUUGUGUCACCUAGUGAGGUAGGACUUUUGUGCUGAGGUGAAACAUCUCGUAUUUACAAGGAGAUCAAUAGGGUGGGUGGGUGGCCAGUGGCCCACUAGGUGAGUUGGCAAGGACUAUUAAUCAAAUUCAGUGGUUUGUUAAAAUACCUACACUUGUCAGCCAAUAGAGUUGCUACUUGUUUGAAUCUAAUAGUAUUUCUACUUCAGUUA
This is a messenger RNA of Phoenix dactylifera (date palm), 1471 nucleotides long. RefSeq names its product protein SLOW GREEN 1, chloroplastic-like. Gene Ontology annotation, cellular component: chloroplast thylakoid membrane. The record is from RefSeq and is a predicted model, not a curated record. Gene Ontology annotation, molecular function: protein binding. NCBI's taxonomy places the organism in Eukaryota, Viridiplantae, Streptophyta, Magnoliopsida, Arecales, Arecaceae.